UAAUCCCGCAGAACGUGCGCUGACGUCACCGCCUCUCUCCUCCGGUUAGGCGCGCGCGAAAGUAGCGGAGUGAAAUCUCACGCGCUGACGCUGAUCAAACCGCACAGAAACUCUCCAUAAUCUUCAAACAUCUGCAAAAACUAUGGCGGACCCAAAGGAGGCACAAGAUGAUCAUGAUGCAUCCACAGACAAUGUAGAGGACACCAACCAUGACCCUCAUUUUGAACCCAUUGUCUCGCUCCCCGAGCAGGAUAUCAAGACCCUAGAGGAAGAUGAGGAAGAACUUUUCAAGAUGAGGGCAAAGCUGUAUCGUUUUGCCAGUGAGAAUGAUCCCCCAGAGUGGAAGGAGCGUGGGACAGGUGACGUUAAACUCUUGCGACAUUCAGAGAAGGGUUCCAUCCGCCUUCUCAUGAGGAGAGACCGUACCCUCAAAAUCUGUGCCAACCAUAACAUUAUGCCGUUGAUGGAGCUGAAGCCCAAUGCAGGCAGCGACAGGGCCUGGGUGUGGAAUACACAUGCUGACUUUGCAGAUGAAAAACCCAAACCAGAGCUGCUGGCUAUUCGAUUCCUCAAUGCAGAGAAUGCACAGAAGUUUAAGAUGAAGUUUGAUGAAUGCAAAGAAGAGGUCAGAAAGUCCCUAGAAGGUAGCAUGAACAGUGCUAACAAAGUGGCAGAGAAGCUGGAGGAGCUGUCUGUGAAUGAUGACAAGACAAAGAGUUCAGGGGACAAGAAAGAAGAGGUGAAGGAAGAGAAGAAAGAGGAGAAGGCUGGUGUGGAGGAGGAGGAGGAGGAGGAGGAGAAGAAGAAAUGAGCCCAGGAACGUAGCUCCAUACGGAUCCUCCACUUGCCAUUUCCCCCUUUUCUACAACAGACUCUGAAAAUGAAAAAUUGGACACUUGUUUUCUUUUUGGCCUCGACUUCACAAGACCUUGGUGCCACUCUUAAUGCAUCCGUUUCUCAAUCAUUAAGAUGUUGUGAGCUUUUGUCCCAUUCACAAACUCCCAUAUCGCCCUUCAUUUUCCCAUACAUUGUGGACCAGUCAUCAUGUAUUUGUGUAUUUACACGACAUGCUAUGAUACAAGGCUUGUGCUAUUGAUUGAUUCCCACAUUGGGUAACCUCUUUUGUUGUUUUUCUUUUGUACUUUAAAGAGUUAUAUUGCGAGUGUCUAGAUGAGCACUGUCUGAUAAGAGAGCGGGCUGUAUGAGUUGAUAGGGAGAAUGAGUAUCUGAGAUCUUCAACUUUUCCUUACAAUAAAGUCACACGAGGAGCAUUUGACUUCUCUGUGGCUUGAAUUUACUAUUGAAUGACUAAAAUGACUCAUUUUUCUGUGGAGGGCUUCUUCUGGGAACAAAUAAAAUGUCAGCUCUGUCAUGAAUAACUGAAGGAAGUUUUCAUCCUGUUAUGAGUGUGACCCUCUUCUGUUUGAAAUGGUAAUCAAGAAAAUAAAAAAGUGGUUGACUGUCAAUUGAUUGUGGCAAUAAGGUUUUAAAAUGUUGAGGGACCC
Molecule: messenger RNA, 1505 nt
Organism: Sinocyclocheilus anshuiensis
Lineage: Eukaryota; Metazoa; Chordata; Actinopteri; Cypriniformes; Cyprinidae
Product: ran-specific GTPase-activating protein-like
Exons: 6
Coding region: 143-811 (222 amino acids)
Biological process (GO): positive regulation of mitotic centrosome separation; nucleocytoplasmic transport
Cellular component (GO): cytoplasm; nuclear pore; centrosome
Molecular function (GO): GTPase activator activity
Source: RefSeq, a predicted model, not a curated record